AGAGUUUUUUCUGCCCUCCUCCAAUCAAAGCCCGUGACCGCCUUUACUUACGCACGCUGUUUGUUUUUGGAAAGUGCGUCCAUCUGCCCACAACAUGUUCAGCUGGGCCAAGUCAACACUAGCCGCGGUUGCCGGCACCCAAGAGCCCGAAUACGGCCCCGAUGCCAUCCAGCCCGUGGGCAAGAAGGGUGGUGAGCCCGCCUACACCGAGCUGGCCAAGAAGGACCUCAAGUGGGUGACGCUCGACUACACCAACGUCGAGACGCAGACCUUCUACCUCUUCACCGAUGCCGGGCACAAGGGCUUCCUGCAGGUCAUCUACAACAACAUUGCCGGUCUACGAGUAACCGUGCAGUUCAACUGCAAGCUCUUCUACCCCAACAACGAGAAGCCUUUCCUCUGGGCAAGUGACCCCGUCUCAAACUACGGAUUCGACGAGGACCAACAUUCCUUCUACGCCGACGGCGUCUCCAUCGAGCUCUCGGAAGAUGGGAGUGCAUAUACUAUCAAGGCGGCGGUGAACGACAACAGCAUGGUCAACGUCAAGUUCACCAGGACUGCUCCCGGCUUCAUGGGUGGAAAGGACGGCACCACCAACUACGGCACCGACCCCAAGGCGCCGUGGGGCUCCAUGCACCACCACUUCUGGCCGCGCUGCAGCGUCGAGGGGUCCAUCAUCACCAAGGAGGGUGAGGUUGACGUCAAGGGCCGCGGCAUGUUGAGCCACGCCCUCCAGGGCAUGAAGCCCCACCACGCUGCUGCGAGGUGGAACUUUGUCAACUUCCAGUCGCCUUCAUACUCCGCCAUCCUGAUGGAGUUCACCACUCCCGCCUCCUACGCGUCGACUGUCGUCCGAGUCGCCGGAAUUGCCACUGACGGCAAGCUACUGUUCGCCAACACCGAAGGCGAUGUGAAACACACCGAGACCAAGCAAGACGAGACCGGCUGGCCGGAGCCCACCUCGGCAAGCUACCACUGGGUGGGAAAGACCGAAGAUGGCAAGGAAGUCACCGCAGACCUUGCCGGUGCUCUGGGAAAGAACAUUGACCGUGUUGAUGUCAUGGCCGAAGUGCCGGGCUUCAUCAAGACCAUCGUCGCAAGCGCAGCUGGUACAAAGCCAUACAUCUACCAGUAUGCGCCCAAGAUGACCAUCAAGGUCAAGGUCGGCGAUGAGGUCAAGGAAGAGGAGGGUACAUUGUUCACUGAAGCUACAUUCAUCUCGUAGAUAUGGUCUCAAAUUUGGAUAUAAGGAC
This is a messenger RNA of Alternaria rosae, 1253 nucleotides long. Its product is annotated as oxidative stress survival, Svf1-like protein. Gene Ontology annotation, biological process: response to oxidative stress. The record is from RefSeq and is a predicted model, not a curated record. The coding region runs from base 95 to 1225 and encodes 376 amino acids. Lineage: Eukaryota; Fungi; Ascomycota; Dothideomycetes; Pleosporales; Pleosporaceae. The transcript is spliced from 4 exons. Gene Ontology annotation, cellular component: cytoplasm.